Molecule: messenger RNA, 975 nt
Organism: Nannizzia gypsea CBS 118893
Lineage: Eukaryota; Fungi; Ascomycota; Eurotiomycetes; Onygenales; Arthrodermataceae
Product: fusicoccadiene synthase
Exons: 4
Coding region: 1-975 (324 amino acids)
Source: RefSeq, a predicted model, not a curated record
AUGGAUUUCCAAUACUCUUCUGAGAUUGACCCAAAGUUCUAUGAGACGGAUGGUCUCGACCUUGGCAUUCCCCUCCGUAUGCAUCUAGAUCCAUAUAAGGAAAUCAAUGGUGCACUCCGGGCACAAGACGACUGGAGCAAGAACGUACGCCCGGUGUACGGUUAUAAGGGUGGACUUGGAUAUCCAUUCAGCUUCAUUCGAGUGACUGUUCCAGAAUGCCUCCCUGAGCGACUGGAGAUAAUCUCGUAUGCUAACGAGUUUGCCUUCCUUUAUGAUGACGCCAUGGAGAAGCUUGACCUUAAGGGGUAUAAAGAUGGAAAACAUCACGACAUGCUAGAUGCCUUCGAUGAUGACAAGGCACUAGAUCAAGAAGCCACAUCUCAUGAUGGCCAAGAGAAAAAGCUCCAGGCACAGAUUUUGCAAAACAUGGUUGCCAUAGACCCUCCUCGCGCCAUCACAGCUAUGAAGGCAUGGUCCAAAUUCGUUCAGCUUGCUUCCCGAACAAGAGCACGUCCUUUUGAUACUUUGAAGGAAUACAUCCCCAGUCGAGUAAUCGACGCCGGAGAGCUGAUCUGGUUCGGAACAUUGACCUUUGGCAUGGGCCUCACCAUCCCAGACGAGGAGUUAGAGCUUUGUAUGGAGCUGGCUAGGCCGGGAUAUGCUGCCCUUGGCCUCACAAACGACCUCUACUCUUGGAGAAAAGAGCGUGACGAUGCAGCAGCGGACGGCCUGGACUAUGUCUUCAACGCUGUCUGGGUCAUCAUGCAAGAGCGGUCUCUCAGUGAAGAAGAGGCGAUGGUCGUAUGUGCUGAGGAGAUCAAAAAGCAGGUGGCUGAGUUUAACACCAUUGUCGAAAAGGCAAAACAGGACUGCAGCCUUUCCAAGGAUACUCGAGCAUACCUUGAAGCAGUAAGGUACAGCCAUAUUGGGAAUCUCGUCUGGAGCAUCUACUGCCCACGUUACCACGACUACUGA